Messenger RNA from Amborella trichopoda, 2041 nucleotides. RefSeq names its product digalactosyl diacylglycerol deficient 2 (gene DGD2). NCBI's taxonomy places the organism in Eukaryota, Viridiplantae, Streptophyta, Magnoliopsida, Amborellales, Amborellaceae. Gene Ontology annotation, biological process: galactolipid biosynthetic process. Gene Ontology annotation, cellular component: chloroplast outer membrane. The record is from RefSeq and is a predicted model, not a curated record. Gene Ontology annotation, molecular function: digalactosyldiacylglycerol synthase activity.
UCUCUCUACACACACUAACCUUUAAGACAACCAGCGCUCUCUCUCUCUCCACACACUAGCCUUUAAGACAACCAGCGCUCUCUCUCUCUAGACAAACACCUAGCCUAGGGCCAACUCAUGGGAGAACCUGAGGUCCAUUAUUAGGGCUUUCAUUCAUCGUUUAGACAUAUUUGGGCACUUAAUUUGCCAUAUCUUUUUGUGUAACCCUACUAUUGCCCGCAAAGUCUCCAUUAUCAGAGAAUUAGGGCAAAUUGAGAAGGGAGGAGUGCGAAAAAAUGGAAGUUUGAGCUCGCUUUCACGUUAUUCAUUGGGAUUGCAGAUGAUUCAAUGGAUACAAACCAACAAAUCUCGAUUUUUACGACUGCAAGCCUUCCAUGGAUGACUGGAACUGCAGUGAACCCUCUAUUCCGAGCAGCAUAUCUCGCAAAGGCAGGACAUGGAAGAGUUACACUUUUUAUUCCCUGGCUUUCUUUAAAGGAGCAAGAACUGGUUUACCCCAGUGGAAUCACUUUCUCCACACCUUUAGAGCAGGAAGCCUACAUUCGUCAAUGGCUUGAAGAGAAGACUGGUUUUUCAUCGGAUUUCAACAUACGCUUCUAUCCUGGAAGGUUUUCUACAGAUAAAAGGAGCAUCCUAGCUGUUGGGGAUAAUACCGAACUAGUUCCUGAUGAAGAGGCUGAUAUUGCAGUUCUCGAGGAGCCAGAGCAUCUUACUUGGUAUCAUCAUGGUCGGAGUUGGAAAACCAAAUUUCGGCGAGUUAUUGGUGUUGUGCAUACAAAUUAUAUUGAAUACGUGAAAAGAGAAAAGAAUGGACGUGUCCAAGCAUUUUUCUUGAACUACGUCAAUAAUUGGGUUACUCAAAUAUACUGUCACAAGGUCAUAAGACUUUCAGCGGCAACUCAGGACCUUCCAAGGUCCGUAAUCUGUAAUGUCCAUGGAGUUGGCCCCAAAUUUCUUGAGGUGGGCCUCAAGAAACAAGAGCAGCAGAAACUGGGUGGCCGAACCUUCUCCAAGGGUGCUUACUACAUUGGCAAGAUGGUUUGGAGCAAAGGAUACAAAGAGCUACUGCAACUACUCUCAGAGCACCAGAGUAAGCUUGCAGACUUUGAAAUAGAUUUAUAUGGUAAUGGGGAAGACUCUGUUCAAAUUCGAGAGGCUGCCCGUAAGCUGUCACUAACCAUUAAUGUCUAUCCAGGACGAGAUCACGCUGACCCACUUUUUCACGAGUACAAGGUCUUCAUAAAUCCUAGCACAACUGACGUGGUGUGCACGACGACUGCCGAGGCUCUUGCCAUGGGCAAGAUUGUGAUUUGUGCAGACCAUGUAUCCAAUGACUUCUUUCGUGAAUUUCCCAAUUGCCGAACCUACAAGGGGUCAAAUGGGUUUCCCCCAAUUGUAAGGGCAGCCAUGGAAAGUGAGCCCUUACCUCUAAGCGAUGAGCUUAGGCACCGACUUUCAUGGGAAGCAGCCACUGAAAGGUUUGUUAAGGCAGCUGAACUCAAUGAACAGUCCUUGGGAGGUAAAGUAGUCAGUUCAUAUCCAUCAAAGGGGUUCAUGUCAAUCUCUUUUGAGAUGAGUGAUAUCCGAAGAUUUGUGGAUGAUGCCUCAGCCUUCAUGCACAAUGCAGCUUCAGGGAUUGAGCCGGCUAGGAGGGCUUUCGGUGCAAUUCCUAAGACCUUGUACCCUGAUGAGCAACAAUGUAGGGAGCUAGGAUUGAAACCUAAUGGGACCAAUAAGAGUGGGAAACAGUGGUUCAAGCGAUAGCGGUGGUGAUGAUGGUGAUUAUUGACAUGAUUUGUGCCAUGGUGGUGGUGAUUGUGAUUAUUGACAUGAUUUUGUUUCAUAUGGACAACAUAUGGUGUCACUGGUUCUUGAUAUGGGAGGCAGUGAUGUUGAUUACAUGGUGGAAUUUGUAAACUAUUAAUGGGAUAUGAUUCGAUAGUGGUGAUUAUUAUCGAUCAACUGUGUGAGAUGAUACUCAAACAUAAAAAGAAAGAGGGAAAUUAUGUGAGAUGAUGCAGGUUCAUGCUUUAUUCUAUAA